CUAUUUAAGCGGCUUCCGUGAGGCCUCGGGGACAGAGGGGACCCAGCAUGGAUUGGGGCCUGGCCCUCCUGCUGGCGGGGCUUCUGGGGCUCCUCCAGCCGGGCUGCGGCCAGUCCCUCCAGGUGAAGCCCCUGCAGGUGGAGCCCCCCGAGCCGGUGGUGGCCGUGGCCCUGGGCGCCUCUCGCCGGCUCACCUGCCUCCUGGCCUGCGCGGACCGCGGGGCCACGGUGCAGUGGCGGGGCCUGGACACCAGCCUGGGCGCGGUGCAGUCGGACGCGGGCCGCAGCGUCCUCACCGUGCGCAACGCCUCGCUGUCGGCGGCCGGGACCCGUGUGUGCGUGGGCUCCUGCGGGGGCCGCACCUUCCAGCACACCGUGCGGCUCCUUGUGUACGCCUUCCCGGACCAGCUGACCGUCUCCCCGGCAGCCCUGGUGCCUGGUGACCCGGAGGUGGCCUGUACGGCCCACAAGGUCACGCCUGUGGACCCCAACGCGCUCUCCUUCUCCCUGCUCCUGGGGGACCAGGAACUGGAGGGGGCCCAGGCUCUGGGCCCGGAGGUGGAGGAGGAGGAGGAGCCCCAGGAGGAGGAGGACGUGCUGUUCAGGGUGACAGAGCGCUGGCGGCUGCCGACCCUGGCAACCCCUGUCCUGCCCGCGCUCUACUGCCAGGCCACGAUGAGGCUGCCUGGCUUGGAGCUCAGCCACCGCCAGGCCAUCCCGGCAUCCAAACCUGCGGGUGACCGGCUGCCCGCGGCUCUGUGGGCCAGCAGUGCGGUGCUGGGACUGCUGCUCCUGGCUUUGCUUACCUAUCACCUCUGGAAACGCUGCCAGCACCUGGCUGAGGACAGCGCCCACCCACCAGCUUCUCUGAGGCUCCUGCCCCAGGUGUCGACCUGGGCUGGAUUAAGGGGGACUGACCAGGUCGGGAGUAGCCCCUCCUGAGUGGCCGGCUCUUCCCCCUGUGAAGGGAAAAUAGCUUGGACCCCUUCAAGCUGAGAACUGGUCAGGGCCAACCUGCCUCCCAUUCUAUUCAGUGUCAUCCCUCUGCUCGCAGAGAGGGACGCACAUUCUGAUCGUCUCCUUUGGAAAGGCUCAUCAGAAACUCAAAAGAAGGCGACCGUUUGUCUCACCUUCCCGUGACCUGGAAUCCCCCCCCCCCCGCCCGCUUGAGUGACCCCCGACCUUCUGGACGGAACCAACGUACUUCUUACGUAUAUUGAUUCAUGUCUCAUGUCUCCCUAAAAUGCGUAAAACCAGCUGUCCCCCGACCACCCUGGGCCCCUGUCUGGGCCCCUGUCGUCAGGACCUCCUGAGGCUUUGGCAAAUAAACCUCCUAAAAGUAUA
Messenger RNA from Piliocolobus tephrosceles (Ugandan red Colobus), 1343 nucleotides. It is a transcript of the gene MADCAM1, whose product is annotated as mucosal vascular addressin cell adhesion molecule 1. NCBI's taxonomy places the organism in Eukaryota, Metazoa, Chordata, Mammalia, Primates, Cercopithecidae. Gene Ontology annotation, cellular component: membrane. The record is from RefSeq and is a predicted model, not a curated record. The transcript is spliced from 4 exons. The coding region runs from base 48 to 941 and encodes 297 amino acids. Gene Ontology annotation, biological process: positive regulation of lymphocyte migration; integrin-mediated signaling pathway; leukocyte tethering or rolling. Gene Ontology annotation, molecular function: integrin binding involved in cell-matrix adhesion.